GUGUGCUUGUGGUCGGAUGGUGGCACACACUGGGUCAUAUUGAAGGCUGGCUGGGUUGUUGCCAGCUGUCAGCAGAGACCUCGUGAAGUGGUGGCCACCUCUAGUGCCUGGGCCUCCUCACAUCAUGGCAGCUGCAUUCUAUCCAAUGAAGGGAGGCAGUCUGACCCCUUGUCUCUCCUGGGCCAGUGGAAAUCCACCUUCCAGCCUUUUGAAAUUUGACGUGUGACCUGUUGGCCAUUGAAGAACCUCACUGAGGUUUGCCCUUUGACCCUUCCUGCUUCCUGGAGGCCCUGCAGCCUCUUGCAGCUGGGGUCAUUGGGAGGACACCCUGACGAAGAAGAGCCGGUGGUCCUGAAGGAGCCUGUGCUGCCCCCUGAAGCCACGUCUGUCAUGUUUUCCACCACUAACAAAUACAUCUUGGUACAGGCUACACAGGGCAGUCCAUCUGUCCUCUGAUUCACGUGGGAAGCCCCCAGCGAGGGACGCCUGGGUAGCCCCACGUUUUCAGCUGCCACACUGCUGCUGACAUCCUUUCUGUUCUGGGGUGCUGUUCCAUCGGGUGAGUUCCAGAAUGGAGUUGUGAGGCCCGAAGGUGUGUGCAUUGCUCACUUUGGUAUGUAGUGGUUUUUACAUUGUGCCCCUCCUUGGGUUCAGUUAAUUUGCUAGAGUAGCUCACAGAACUCCUAGGAACACUGUACUUACUAGUUUACUGAUUCAUUAUAAAAGGACGUAAUUCAGGAACAGCCAGGUGGAAGAGAUACACAGGGCAGGGUAAUGAGAAAGGGGUGUGGAGUUUCCUCCAGGUGCACCAACCUGGAAGCUUUCUGAACCCUGUCCUUUUUGUGUUUUUAUGAGGCUUUGUUAUGUAGACAAGAUGGAUUAAAUCAUCGGCUAUUGGUGAUUGAUUUCUACCUCCAGCCCCUCUGCCAGCACAGGUCAGAGGGUGGGACUAAAAAUUCCAACCCUCUAAUCACAGGGUUGGUUCCCGUGGCAACCAGUCUCCAUCCUUAGGUGACCUAGGGGCUUUCCCAAAUUUACCUAAUUAACAUAACAAAGAUACCUUUUUCUCUCUUACCACUUAGGAAAUUCCUAGGGUUUUAGAAGCACUGUCCUAGAAACCAAGAUGAAGAACAAUAUACACGUUUCUCCUUAUAAAUCAUAAUAUCACACUUAGCUUAAGGUCUUUGAAGUUCAUCCAUGUUGUAUCAUGUGUCAGAAUUUCUGCCCUUUCUAAAGGUGAAUAAUAUUCCACUUUAUGUAUGUACGCCAGAUUUGCUUAUCUAUUCAUCCCUCGAUGAACAGUCAGGUUGCUUCUACCUCUUGGCUACAGUGAAUAAGGCUGUAGUAAAUAUGGGUGUGUGAACAUCUCUUUGAGACCCUGCUUCCAAUUCUGUGUGUUCAGUAGUUAUUUUAAAAACAUAUAAAUCAAAGCAGAUCUCCAUGCCCUCCCCUCAGCUCAAAACCCUCAGAUCGUCAGCCUUCAGCUGCCUGUCCUGCAGGACCCUACGUGACCUGCCUAUCAUCACCUGACCUCACCCGUCUGUUCGAAACAAUCAUCAUCGUUUAUUAUCUCUCAGAGUUUCAGAGCAGACCUACUGCGACCGCCUGGUCCAGGACACACCCUUCCUCACAGGUCUCGGGCGCCUGAGUGAGCAGCAAGUGGACAGGAUUAUCCUCCAGCUGAAUCGCUACUACCCCCAAAUCCUCAGCAACAAGGACGCGGAAAAGAAGCUCAAGAUGGCAAGCAGUUUGGGUGUAAUCUGGCCCGUCCUGUUCAGGAACACUGGGUGAGAGCUGACGCACCUUGCCCACCACACCCACUUCUCUGGUUCCCCCAUGGGGCUGGGGGUGGGUACCAGAGACCAGCCUGGUCUUUGGGGUGCAGGACCUGCCUCCCAUCUGGAUAGCUGCGUGAGCCCUUCUCUUGGAGCUGCAGCGCCCUGCCUUGGUGCAGGGCUGUCUGGAGGAUCGGGCCUCUCCUGGGGACAGUUCCGGAACCCCAAAGUAUCUCUGCGAGUGCGGCUCUGUGACCUCUUGGGCCACCUGCAGCGGAGCGGUGAGCGGGACUGCCAGGAGUUCUACCGGGCCCUGUACAUCCACGCCCAGCCGCUGCACAGCUGCCUGCCUAGCCGCCACGCCCUGCAGAACUCAGAUUGCACAGAGCUAGACUCGGGCACCGCAAGCCGUGAGCUCAGUGACAGGGGUAACCGCCUCCCAUGUCCCUUCUCUCUGUCCCCCUACCCAGGGCUCCAUCUCUGCCUCGGGGGCUUCUCCAUUCCAAGUCGGGUUCCGUUCCUGGCUUCUCACUGGACAGAACCCCCCCCCAGGGUGCUCACUGAGGGCGUCCCUGCCCGGCUGACCCUGGCACAGGGCGUAAGCCUGUCCCUUAGGCCUCUGGACCCCUCCCCACCCUCCGGGGCUCGGGGAGCUGCUCAUGUGCGUUUCUCCCCAGGACCCAUGGCCUUCUUGACCUGCCUCGGCCUGGCCGCAGGGCUGGCCCUCCUGCUCUACUGCUGCCCUCCAGACCCCAAGGUGCUGCCAGGGGCCCGGCGCGUCCUGGGCUUCUCCCCCGUCAUCGUUGACAGACACGUCAGCCGCUUCCUGCUGGCCUUCCUCACAGACGACCUGGGGGGGCUCUGACGCACCCCAGCCCUGCCACUUGCCCGCUUGCCGCCCCGGGGACUUCCUUCUUUUCUAAGUGUUUCUUUCUCACUAUUUAUAAUUUCUGUAACAAGCACUUUACCUUCACUGUACAAAGGUGCUCAGCAAUAUUAAAUGUUUGAGUCUCAA
Molecule: messenger RNA, 2790 nt
Organism: Camelus dromedarius (Arabian camel)
Lineage: Eukaryota; Metazoa; Chordata; Mammalia; Artiodactyla; Camelidae
Gene: CARD19
Product: caspase recruitment domain family member 19
Exons: 6
Coding region: 1837-2640 (267 amino acids)
Cellular component (GO): mitochondrion
Source: RefSeq, a predicted model, not a curated record